Psylliodes chrysocephalus is the source of this 1576-nucleotide messenger RNA. Lineage: Eukaryota; Metazoa; Arthropoda; Insecta; Coleoptera; Chrysomelidae. The record is from the annotation of a GenBank genome assembly.
CUGGAUUUGUAAUUUUUUGUAAUAAUUUAAAGUUAUUGUACCAAAAUAAAUUAAAAAUGGUCCAAGAAAUACAAAUGAUGGAUAAUGGAAAUGGCUUAGAAAAUCCUAUAAAAUAUGAUGUACCUAUUUGGAAAAUUUGGAAACACAAGCGGUAUGUUUUAUCAAUUUUGGCAUUUUUUGGAUUCAUGAAUAUGUACGCUUUAAGAACAAACCUCAACAUUGCUAUUGUUGACAUGACAGAUUUCAAAAACAUUACUUUAGAAGAUGGCUCCACUAUUCUGAAAAGAGAAUUUGAAUGGGAUUCUACUAUACGAGGAUAUGUAUUAAGUUCUUUUUUCUAUGGAUACAUCUUAACCCAAAUUUUGGGAGGUUAUUUUGCAGUACAAAUAGGAGGUGCUAAAGUAUAUGGUUUUGGAAUAGCAGCCACUUCCAUUUUUACACUUAUUACUCCAUGGAUUGCAAAAACCAAUGUUUAUUUACUUAUUGCUGUAAGAACCAUAGAAGGGGCAUUUGAGGGUGUCACUUAUUCAGCUUUACAAGAAGUUUGGACUCACUGGGCACCACCAUCAGAAAGAAGUCGUCUAGUCAGCAUUGCAUUAUCAGGAAGCUAUUUUGGAGGAGUUUUUGCUAUGCCUAUUUGUUCUUUAAUCGCUACCGCCUAUGGUUGGGAAACUAUUUUUUAUGUAUUUGGAACACUUGGCUUAAUUUGGUACCUAGUAUGGAUCAUAGUUAUUCGAGACACACCUUCUAAAGAUUCCCGAAUAGACCAAAAAGAAUUAGUUUAUAUUACUGAAGCUAUCAAAGCUGUAAAAAAUAACACCAAAAUCAAAGUACCUUGGACUAAGAUAAUAACUUCACGAGCUGUGAUAGCUAACACUAUUUGCCUAACUUGUGAAUCGUGGGGUUUUAAUACUAUGUUGACCUUUUUGCCACAGAUCAUGAAAUCUCUUCUAGGUUUUGAGUUAACAAAAGCAGGCGUUCUGUCAGCCAUGCCAUAUCUAGUAACUUCCAUUAGUGUUCAAAUGAGUGGUCAACUAGCAGAUUUUUUAAUAAGGAGAAAAUGUAUGAGUACAACCAACGUUACAAAAUGUUUAAUUGUGACUGGAUUGAUGGGCCAAGCAAUUUUUAUUUUAGUAGCUGGAUAUUGGAUUUCUUCUGUCGGAACACCUCUUUGUUUAAUAAUUGGCGUGGGACUGGGAGGGAUAGCUAUAAGUGCUAUGGUAACAAAUUCGUUAUAUAUAGCCCCUAAAUUUGCUGGUGUGAUAUUUGGCAUGAAUAAUACCAUUGCAACUAUACCAGGAAUUUUAUCACCGAUCCUAACAGGAUAUAUAGUCACUGAUCUAACUAGUAUAACUCAGUGGAGGAUAGUGUUCUUCAUUUCAUCAGGAUUAUAUUUUAUUGGAGUAAUUGUAAGCUUCUUCUUUACUACAGGGAUUAGACAACCUUGGGCAGAAUCUGAAAAUCAUGACAAUAUAAAGGAUUUAAAUGGUAAUAUUAACGGUGUUAAUAAAAAUUUUCGACUCGAAGAUGGUAACAAUUGUUUGUGAUAUAUUAUUUAUUUCUAUUAUUUAAAAUA